AUGUUUAAUAUUGAUAUUUUUCAGCCUGAAACAUUGAAAUUGCUACCACUGCUUGGCUGGUUAUCCAACAGUGACGGAGAAUAUUGUUAUUGCGAUACCGAAUCAUUACACGAAAUUGCUCAUCGACAAGGAGCAGCGCGCGAAUUCCGAAAAUUUUACAAUGAACUUGCAACAGUCAAAAAUAGACCACCUAAUCAACUUGAACAUUUUCUUAGUGUAAGUUGUCUAAACAUAAAUUAGUCCAUUGAUUCAUAUGACCAUUAUUAGUUCAAUCAGUCAAUAACAUAAGAAAACUUUUAACUGAUUGAAUUGUCAAAAGAACGAACACAAAAUCUAUUUUUCAGAAACAAAGGGACCACAAUCACCUCAUGAUUAUAAACUUGUUAACAUAUCAUAAAUUGAAUCAGAAUUAAAUUCAAUUGAAUGUUAGACUCUUUGUUGCCUCGUAAACGUAAAUAAAACAAUAUAUUUCUCUAUAAUAUUCAGAUUCUCUCAUAUCUUUGUUGAACAAAAGUGUUUUAAUCUGGACCUGUAAGAAAAAUAAUAAUUAGAUUAAUAGAUGUAUUUUAUCAUGAACUGACACGUUUUACUUAUUUAUUGUAAGAUUGCUAAAUUUAGCAGAUAAUGGAAGAGGCUUAGAGAUUUUCUUAACUAUAUAGGCUAUCUCAUACUUAAUAUGAUUUAGUAAUUUUAUUUAAUAUUCAGAGAUGUCAAACGUGUUUAUCUUAAUGAUAGACGUUCACUGCUUCAAGUGAAAAUAAUUCCUAGUACUAUAAUUAAAAAUGCAUGGUGAUAGAAUUACAAUAGAAGUUAGUUCGCUAGUCUUUUUCAGAUACUUCUUUUUCUGUAACUACGUAGGAAAGAAUUAAUUCAGUUUUAGUUAGUAAAUUGAAACAUUGAAAUGAUGUAUCUAUGAAAUAGCGAGAGUAUCUUCUCUGCGUAUGCGUAUUUUUUAAUGCAUGUUACAACUCCUUUUUGGAGUUUUUCAUUUUUUUUUUUUAUGGACCAAUUAUCAUAAAGACACACAAAAACUGAAGUGAAUUAACUGUUCGAAACAAGGAUAUAUUGCACUUAUAGAUAUGAAAAUAUUGUCUCUUAUAAUAGAAGUCGAAUCGAUUCGAAUCCAAAUUCAGAUUUUCUUAUUUAUUUCGGUCUCUAUAACAUGUUUUACGUCCGACGUCAUUGAACUUUUUCUAUUGAUUCAGCCUGGCACAGUUUUUCAAACGCACACAUUUAUUCACUAAAAGUUGAAGUUGUUCUGCAAAAAUCCAUAGAUUAUUGCAGCCGUUUUGAAAGAAAUCCUUUCGAGAUGGUUCUAAUAUGAUAAUGAAAAAUUUUCGUUUUUUCUCAUCGAUGUCCGACUAGACACGAUGUUGUCUCAUAAACUUGGAGCGAAAUCUUGAAAUGAAUAUCUCGAAGAUGGAAAUGUAAAAACUUGAUCUUGUAGAUUACCAAUUUAUUAUUAUUUCGAAACUUGUUGAAGAAUAACUGAGACGUCAAUCAUAAACUUGAAAAUAUUUGCAAGUCGUGCGAAGCGAACAUAUUUUAAUUGACUAUUGUUUCUAUUCUUCUGUUCGGCAUCAUUUUUCUACAGACGUUUAGAUCAAAUGUUUUUCCUUACUAGUCGAGAUCUGUAUGGGCUGAAAGUAGACGUUCCAUAUUUGCUCGAAACUGUUCUUCGACAAUAAACUUUCGUAAUUGUUUUUGUUUUGAAGUAAAAAAGUCGCUAGGAAUUUUCCUAUUUAUAAAAGGAAAAGUUUUUAUGAGGAACUAUUCUGUGAAAAAUAUAUGUAUGGAAUCUUUUAAGCUUUUUCAAAAAGAAAAGAAAAGAACAACACUAGCUGAAAGUGCUGAUAUUAUCAAAGAAACAGUGGUCGGAGUUUUCAAAAAGUAAAUAUGUUUAGCAGUUCGGCGCCAAAUGUGCCCAUUUUAGGAACAAUUGGUCAUAUAGAAGGUUUUCAGAAAAAAGAGCGAUGAUAUAAGAAAGAACUGGAGAAAUUUAAAAAAGUUAACUACGUCUAAGUUUUCUCGGUAUGGGGCGCUACUUCAAAUGACUAUUUUUAAUUAUUAGAAGUUGAUCUGCUUCAUUCAUUGUCCUAUUGAGACAGGAAGCUUAUGAAAACGAUCUAUCAAUGAUGUUUUCUUUAAGUAUAAAACUCAGUAUCUUUCUUUUCUUACAUGAAUAUGAAUUUUUUCUUCGAAAUAUCGGAUAACAUUUUCAACACACAACAAUGAGGAAAUAAAAGAAAGUGUGAGUAUUAUAUGGAUAACUCAAGUGCAUGUUUUGACCAAGAAAAACUCUACCGAUAAAACGAGAACAAAAACUGAACAAAGUUAAUAUAAAUACGAGCAAGUUUGAUUGAUUUCAUGACCUAAGAACUAGAAAGUGUUCACGUCGUUUCUAUCGUGUUGACAACUGACUUAAAAUUCGUACGAAAAAGAAAAAACUCUUGACUAGUGAUGGGACUGAGAAUGCAAUCGAUGACAAUAUCUUGCUAGUAUUGAUGCAUAUAUGUUAUUGAGUCAAUUGAAGUUGAAUUGAAAUAUCUGGGCAUUAAGUAGAAGCGCGGUAAUAUUGACAAAACAGUCUUCUCUUCGAUUUGUAUUUAUAUUAUUAAAUAGACUUCUUCUUCACAUUAAAAUUUUCUGGUUAAAAUCCAAGAACAGGUGAUCGUAAUCCUGAUAUGACAAUUCUCAGGAAUAUCGAUUAUCAAUAAUCUUAGCUUUUUAUGACCCCCAACUUUCUUAAACAGGAAUAGCAGACCAAAUGCAUAUCAUUUCGCAAUGUAGACAUUCAAGUUAGAGAGAAACCUUACCGAUAAGAAGAAUAAGAAGGUUCAACAAUCAUUUGUUUGUUCUUUUUAAUAUCAAAAUCAAUUUUCGAAGCACUUUAAAGAAAAGAUAACGAAACAAAUUCAAAGUAGAAGACACUUGUACAUGCUACAAUUGUAAGUUCAUUUUGAAAUUUUUCUCAGCACAUUUUCUAUUGUUUUUCACUUCAUACUUUCUUCUGUCUGUUAUCAAGAAUAUUGACUGUUGAUCGUUUCUACUAGCAUAGAGCAGAUCUCAAUAUUCUGAACACUAAUUCAUUGAAUUGAGCUUAUACCAGAGAACCUAGGCAAAGUAUGCAUAAUUAUCACAGAUAUAUCAAAUUCAAUGGCACCCACCUCAUGUAAUGAUCUGUUUAAAACACGUUUCGUUGUCAAAAGAUAUACCUAUUCACAAAAAUUUAUCAAUCAAAACUUCUAGAGAGUUAUUGUAAUUCGUUUUUACUUAACUUCUAAUAUGCAGAGAGAGCCAAAUAAUAAUGAUGUACCUCUCUACCAUGAAAAAUAUUUCUAACAAAAAACCAUAGGUGUUACAGCUUUCUUCUCGCUCGAAUCGAAAUUCUUAGAAAAUAUUUCUUUGUCUGGUAAGAAGCUCAAUCGGUGAUGUACGUUGAUGCGAAUGCUUCUAUCAGAGUGUGACACUUAAAAGAAAUUUCAUCGCUUACAAAAGUAAAGAAGCUUUAACAAUUACAGUCCUUCAACGUAAAGGAUACUUGGUUGAAUUCGACGAGAGUUUUGCA
This is a messenger RNA of Rotaria sp. Silwood2, 3568 nucleotides long. The record is from the annotation of a GenBank genome assembly. NCBI's taxonomy places the organism in Eukaryota, Metazoa, Rotifera, Eurotatoria, Philodinida, Philodinidae.